AUGAUAAAAACGCUGGCAGAGUCACUGAAAACCUGUCUCUUUCUCCAAAACCUGAAGUCCUCUGCAGUAGUGAUUCCUGACCUUCAGAGUCACGGCGCACUUCCAGAGGCCACGGAUACCACAGGUGAAAGCAAUCAUGAGGAUCCAGUGGCCGUUCACUCUACGGUGGCCGAUGUUGUUCCAAGUGAAGCUCAUGAACCUGCACCUGCAUCCAGCUUUGUAUCUGUCCUCUGUAGAGAUCAGGAUCAGAGUGAAGUUCAAGGAUGUGACUGUCCAUCCAGCAGUGCCGGCCUCCUCUCCACAGACCUGGCUCAGAGUGCAGCCCAGUGGUUUCAAGAGGCAAAGAGUCUGAGCGAGCAGCUGAGAGGAGCCUACACCAAGGCCACUUUCCGCCACAUCAAUCUGCCAGAGGUGUGUUCCGGCCUCGGCACUGACCACUUGCUUGGUUGUGACCUGUCCAUGGUUUCAAAGCACAUCAGCAGGCCAGUGCAAGAGGCCUUGAUGCUUCCCGAGGUCCUCAGCAAUCUCAACUCCGUCAUGUGUGUGGAGGGGGAAACUGGCAGUGGGAAGACAACCUUCCUGAAGAAAACAGCUUUUCUCUGGGCAUCAGGAUGCUGUCCCCUGCUGAACAGGUUCCAGCUGGUCUUCUACAUCUCCCUUGGUUCCACCAGACCAGACCAGGGGCUGGCUGACAUCAUCUGUGCCCAACUCCUAGAGGCAGGAGGAUGCAUUAGUGAAGUGUGCCUGAGCAUCAUCAUCCAGCAGUUAAAGCACCAGGUGUUGUCAGAUGUGUAA
This is a messenger RNA of Peromyscus maniculatus bairdii (prairie deer mouse), 795 nucleotides long. The record is from RefSeq and is a predicted model, not a curated record. NCBI's taxonomy places the organism in Eukaryota, Metazoa, Chordata, Mammalia, Rodentia, Cricetidae.